Saprolegnia diclina VS20 is the source of this 3867-nucleotide messenger RNA. RefSeq lists its product as hypothetical. The record is from RefSeq and is a predicted model, not a curated record. The transcript has 17 exons. Bases 1 to 3756 code for a protein of 1251 amino acids. Lineage: Eukaryota; Oomycota; Saprolegniomycetes; Saprolegniales; Saprolegniaceae. Gene Ontology annotation, molecular function: protein binding.
AUGUCGCGCCACAAGGAGCGCGUCGAGGCGCGGCUCGCCGAGCGAUUCGGCAUUCGAGAUGCGCUCGAAGCGUCGGACGAGCAGCGCGCCAUCAACGAGAUGAUCCAGCGCGUCGCAAAGAUCGCCAGUGAAGACACGCUGCGUGAAGACGGCUUCUUCUUUCGCGACGGACAGUACAUGGGCGCGCGCCGCUUCAAGGAGACGCCUGGCAUGGUUCUCCGCGUCUUGGAGGGUCACACCGCAGCCGUGCGCGCCAUCGGCAUUGAUGCCGACGUCCUCUUCACCUUUGGCAUGGACGGCGUCUGUGUGUGGGCACCGCAUGCGCCGACACCGAUCGCGCGACUGCCGCGACAUACGCUCACAAGCGGCGCCUACCGCGUAACCGGCGCGGUCUCGGUGCGCAGACCAGCACCGUGGCGCUUGGAGCUCGUCAAGUCAACGCCAAAUUGGGACUUGAUCCCCGUGGCGACCGGCGUCUUUGGCCACGACGGCGCGAUCACAUGCUGCAGCUUUAGCCCCAACGGCAAUGUCUUUGUCACUGGCUCGCUCGACACGACGUGCGUUCUAUGGGAUCCCAGGUCGCUUCAAGUCCUCCAGAUCCUGAAUGCCCACGCCGGCGGCGUCGCAGCGUGUCACUUUGGCGCGCACGACGACGCAUUCCUCUUGACCGCCGGCGCCCUCGACAUGAGCAUCAAGCGCUGGGAUGUCUCCUUCUACACGCUUGGCGCAUCAUCCUCGUCGGCACAGACGCGCGAUGUUCCGAGUGACGCGCCACUGAACGGCGAUGGGCUCGAGACUGACACGGCACUACUAGCGCCACCAAGGACCCGUAGCGAUGCUGCGAAUUCAAAAAGCAACCUGAACGAUACGUGCGUCCACUGGAAGCAAGGUGCUGAGACACAUGCGAGCACCUCCACGGAGCUCCGACCUCCAAUGACGGUCGCUUCAGCACCGUCAACCACGACAGAGAUCGCGGUACCGACACCUGACGACGCAUUCAAGCAGGACGGCAACGGGGUACCGCGCGCCACGCCGUUCGAAGCUGUGAGCUGGAUGCAACUGCAAAGUCGAUCGAGCAUCUUUGCGUUUGCGCGCGUCGUGCACCCGACAGCACUGUGGAGCGACCGGCAAAAGUACAACCGGGCGCUCGACACGCUCUUCUCGCCGAAUGUGACGCUCCAGACGCUAACGCUCGAGAACCACAUUCCAGAAUUUGCAUUCAACGACGACUGGUGCUUCCACCGACCGCCGUCGUCGCUGCGCCUGCCGCCACUCCAUGCCUUUGCGGUGGACGCGCAUACGAUGGACGUUCGCGAAGACGACGACGACCCGGCGACGCUCUCGGCACUCGAGCACAUUGACAUCUUGUCUCUUUUGAACCCGACGACAUCGGCGCGGCACCCGCACUGCGACGUCGUGGCCAACACGAUGACGAGCCGCGUCACCUCCUUCUGCUUUGCGCAUCACCGGUUAACCGCAGUCGAUAGCGAGUACGUGCAACACUCGCACACGAUCAACGGCCUCGCGCUAUCGCCGGCUGGCGACUUUGUCAUUUCCGUCGCGUCCGACCGCGCGAUCAAACGCUGGCACGCCCAGACAGGAGCCCAUGAGGUGACGACGCGCGAUGCGCAUGCGCACCCGAUCUUGUGCUGUGCGCUGGCAGCACAUCCGAGUGACGUCAAGAUCCAGUUUCUCGCAACUGGCAGCGCCGACGCCAGUGUCAAGAUCUGGAACGUCAGCGACAUGACAACUCUGUUUACGCUUUUGGGACACUACGACUCGGUGACGUCGCUGUCCUUUUCGCCGUCGCGUCACGCUUUGUAUUCGACGUCGCUCGAUAUGCGCGUCAUCCUGUGGCAAAUUGUCCCUACUGUACCGGACGCACCGCGGCCACCGACGAUCGUUGCCGUGCACUGCCACGCGAUCGAGAUUGCAUGGAGCGAGCCCCUCGGCAACGGAGCACCGAUAUUACUGUACGAGAUACGCACGUCGCGUGACCAUGGGCCGUUCGAGGCGCCGAUGCAAGUGCGUCCGGACGAGACUGUUUGCUGCAUGGACGCCUUGGACCCGGGCAUCGUCUAUGCGUUUAGAGUCGCGGCGCGCAAUCAUGUCGGACUCGGCGACUUUAGCGAGAGCUCGCCGCCGGUCGAGACUCACGCGUACCGGCCGUCCAAGGUGCAGAAACCGUGCGCGGUCGGGAGCGUCACAACGCACAGCGUCGUGCUCGAGUGGCUGCCCCCGCUCGCUAACGGGUCGCCCAUUUCGCACUACCACUUUUGCUGCGUACCCGAGGACACGCUUGGCACCGAGGACGUCAUCCACGAGGUCAUUCCCAUGGACGCAAUCGCGGGUCAGAGCCGUGCCGCGCGGGAAGCCGCCGAAGCUGCGUUUGUGCGCAAGCUCGAGGAGCGGGCCGAGCGCGACGCCGAGCGCGCCACGCGCUUGAAAUCCAAAAAAGCGCUGGAAAAGAGUAUGAAGUUGCAGCUCCAAGCCCGGGCGCGGCUCGAGAAGCAGCGUCGGCAGGAAGAGAAAGCGGUGCCGACAGCGCUGCUCAAGUACACGCUCACGUGCGUCUUGCCCGGCACGAUUUACCAGUUCCAGCUCGCUGCCGAGAACCGAUGUGGUGUCGCCGACUUUUCGAUUCCAUCCAUGUAUAUCAAAACCGAGUCGUGCGAGCCCAACGCGCCAGACCAGCCGACGCUCUCGCACAUCACACCGACGACGGUCCAGCUGCAUUGGCAACCGCCGCGCGCCAACGGCAGCGACGUCGUUCAGUACACACUGGAAUGGCUCCACGAUGGCGACACGACGAGCCUCGACGUGCUGGCACGAACACUGGCGACGCCCCACUAUACGCUGAGUCCGCUCCGUCCCGGCAAGGACGUCUGUGCUCGAUUGCGGGCGUCCAACGUCAUUGACAAGAAAGUGCGCACGUCCGAGUGGUCGCCGUGGUCGCCGACCGUCACGACGCUGCCGACAACGCCCAGCGCCGUCGCGCAGCCUCUUUUGCACCACCCGACAUCGCACUCGAUGCACGUAGCGUUCUCGGCGCCGUGCGACAACGGGCGACCGAUAGAAGCAUACCACGCGACACUGUGCGCGCAAGAGACGGCUUUCGGCGUCGUCUCGCACCGCUUGGUGCGGUCGUACGUCUGGCGCGAUACAGCGACCUUUGCCAUCGAGUUGGUCAAGCUCGACGCAGCGACGACGCAUGUUGUCCGCAUCGCCGCGGAGAACGUCCUCGGUGUCGGCGACUACAGCGCCUGGAGCUUGCCGUUGCGGACCAAGACGGCGGUCGUUCCUGCGCCUGUGCCCGAGGCCCCGACGCUCGACGAGGUGCAGCCCACGUGCGCGCGCCUCAAUUGGCAAGUGCCGGUGCACAAUGGUGGCUCUCCGCUUGUCGGCUACGUUGUCGAGUAUACCAUCGAUGGCGGCGAGCGCAUCUCGCUGCGCGUGCCCCGCGUGAGUCUCGACUUGCGCCUCGACUUUCUCAAGCCCAAGACAAAUUAUGUGCUUCGCGUCGCCGCCAUCAAUGCGGUCGGGACCAGUCCGUUCUCAAUCGACUCGACACCGCUCUUGACGCCGAGUCUCGUCGAGUACACGCUGCGCACCUACUUUGCCAACCGGCCCGACGAGGAGCACGUGGCGGCUCGGUGUCUCCAGCGUUGUUAUCGGGCUUCGGCGGCGCGCCAGGCGGCCAAGCAAGCGCAUGCUGCGUACCUCUCGGCGUGGCUACGGUCCUGGAACCUCCUGUAGCCGCCGCUGUUCAACUAAAGAAACACUAUACGGACUCUCUCAGGCGCACAUGUUCAAGCUAGGUGUGCAAACAUGGAGGAGCAAAGGGUCGAAAUUAAUGGAGGGUGGGGU